AUGUCCGGGGAGGAGUGUGUGACGGAACCCCGGAUAUGGUCUAAAAUACAGUGUGGAAAUCCUUCUCCUGCCAAGAACUUACGCGUCACAGCUUCACCUUCACCAUCAUGGUCCAGCCACGCGGUAAAGUCCAAUUUCCUACACCUCUUCGUGAAGUGUUUGCCAUUGCGCGCCUCAUCGUCCUGCAUACAGAACAACAUGACCUCCAACGUUAUGCCGGUGUUGCCAAACGAGCUCUGGCAGCGCAUCUUCUCUUUCGCAUCGCAGAAUACCGAUACUCCCUGGGACCAUAUCAAAUUGUGGCCCUCGAUUCGCGCGGUCUCGGGCUCAUGGCGCGCAAACAUAACUCGAGAAUACCUCGAAGCAUAUAUCAAAGAUCCAGCACGAUGUCUGAUAUACUGGGAUGCUGGAGAAGACUACGUGCCAAACAUGGAGCAUGGAAUGAUACAUCAGUUUGAUCUCGAGAUGACCUUUGACCGGUUCGAUAAAGAUGCCGAGGGUAACGAAGACAAGACAAGAGUCGUGUUCAAGGAGACCAAGCAGACAAGACUGAUUCCCAAGUAUUGGUCUGCGAAGACGAAGAGUGCUCACAAGAGGAAGAAGAUGCGCGGCUGGCAGGAAAAGAUUGAAACAUACCUAGGGACGGGUGACAUUGGAGAUGCAGCAGGAGGCGGGUGUUUCGAUGAUACAGCUCACGUCAUAGGCAUUUACGGACAAGUGAACGACACCGCAUUGCCAGGACUGCGCUUCGACCCAAAGAAGUUCGAGAUAUCUUUCGAAUGGGAGCCUAUGCUCGUGGCAUUCAUGAAAGAAGCUCUGGAGCUCACCAAGCGCUUCGAGAAAGCUGCAGUCAAAUUCGAGACUGCAAUACCCAAAGCCACUCCGAGACUUUCGCCAAAGGAGAUUUUGGCGAGCAUGGAAGCUAGCACGAACGCGAAGAACACUAUAAGAAAACGAGUUCGAAGAGAGCGCAUCUGGCGUCAUUAUCGAGCGAUCAAUGAUUUUUGGGCAGAUAAGGAUUUUCCGUUCGAUGAUGAGGAAGAAGCAGUUAUUCUCAAGCGCAUCAACGAUUUCGCAGGCGCGGGCGGCGACGAGCAGUUUUCCAGGAUACUCAAGGCUUUUGGUGGUGGCGAGAGCGAAGGUGAAAGGCUCGAUGCCGAUGACGACCAAGAAAGCAGCAAUGAUGAGGAUGAGGCAAGCGAACAUGAGUCGGAUGGCAUGGUUGAUAUCUGCGACAUAGACACCGGGGAUGAGGGCGAUAGCACCGGUUCAGACGAUGAGGAUGAGGACUUUCACUCAUCUGCUGUGAACCGAUGGUCCUACGCCUUUCUCAGUCCGACUAGGCUGCAUGCGCUCCGAGUAUCAACGAGAAUGCAGCAAACGUAUCAAACGGCAUCGAGAAGACCAUCUAAAAAGGGCAGGACUGGGCAGGGAGCUGCUGCGUCAUCCGAUCAGAGGCCUGUUUGCGAUAGUACUGACCACGACGAUGACAUGGUCGUCCCAGAACCCGACAAGCGUGCCCGGACCCCUUCACUAUACGAUGCUACAGGAAUGGGUCAGCCGCGCAAUGAUUCCCUGAAUGAGACCAUCGGCGGGGAAAGAUGGUUGACGACUCCAACAUCUGCCCAAGGACCUCAUCUUGCUGCGGGUGAAGAUCAUUCAUCGAGACUUGCAAGAGAGCUCGCAGGAAAGGAUGGCAGUGAGCCACUUCAGGCCAGCCUCUUGCAAUCGGUGCAAGACAACACCUCGAAACCACGAAGAAGGCGUCGAACCGCAAGCAGUGGCAAUACCACCGGCCAGUUGUCGACUUGUAGCUCUCCUACAAGUGCAGCUCAUUCGCAGCAGGCUGCAGAUGGCUUGCCACUCCUGGAUCCCGCAUCGCAUCUCAGCCAUUUGACUGCUGACGCUGGACUCGCCGAAGCGUGCGCCGUCUAUCGACAUAGCGACUGUGCGCGAGCUGAGGGACUGCUGAGUGAGGACCAGGAAGACGAGGAUGAGAUAGUUUGUCAGAAUUGCAGAGACAAAGCUGCAACAACUAACUCCAUCGGUGGAAACGAAAGGACCCAGCAACCAUCGCAGCAGCUUGUCCCCGUCGAUUCUGACGAAACUGUCAGCGAGGAGAUCGAUGAACUGCAGGAGACAACUGAACAAGAUCAACCCAGCGAGCAAAUGAUCCAGCUUGAUCCUGCCGAAAGAUCGAGUACAUCGGCCACAGGGGCACCUACAACCAACAACACGGUGAUAUCGGGGGCUCAAAGAAAUCCUCAGCUCCUCAGCGCUAUGGCUCGUCCCACGGCACCGCUUCAUCCCGGCCCUGGUGCCAUCGAAACGGAACUUGAUCAGUUCAAAUACCAGCAGAACAUUUACAAUAACCUGAUGGAACGUUAUGUUCAGGGGGAAGCGGAAGAAAAGCGUAGGCUUGUGGAACAGGGUGCUGUUAAUGAGGAUAACGAUGAUUUUAUGAAUGAUUCGGAUGGUGAUGAGGUGGAAGGUGAUAUGGAGGAGGAGGAGGAGGAGGAGGAGGAGGAGGAGGAGGAGGAGGAGGAGCUGAGACCAAUGAGAGCAGAUGGAGCAUAG
Pseudocercospora fijiensis CIRAD86 is the source of this 2577-nucleotide messenger RNA. RefSeq lists its product as uncharacterized. Lineage: Eukaryota; Fungi; Ascomycota; Dothideomycetes; Mycosphaerellales; Mycosphaerellaceae. Bases 1 to 2577 code for a protein of 858 amino acids. The record is from RefSeq and is a predicted model, not a curated record. The transcript has 6 exons.